Molecule: messenger RNA, 294 nt
Organism: Physcomitrium patens
Lineage: Eukaryota; Viridiplantae; Streptophyta; Bryopsida; Funariales; Funariaceae
Source: RefSeq, a predicted model, not a curated record
AGGACUGUCGGUCUUCGCAUACGUAGACACCAUGGAUGCUCCAGAUCAGAGCAGUGCCCCAUUGGCUUCUCCAGCUCUAGCUCCCGAAGGAUCUCCAACUCCUUCUCCACAGUCUGCUCCACCAACACCAUCACCAGCUUUCACAGCGGGCGACGAAGCACCAGGGCCGAGUGCACUCAACCAGAGCGGUGACGCCAGUAACGUGGUCCCAAGUUUAGCCCUGCUCUUCACCAUCGUUGCAGCAACUCUGCUCCUGCGAUGAUCUUACGUUACGCCUCUUGAGGUUGCGGAUCA